Messenger RNA from Cuscuta epithymum, 1016 nucleotides. The record is from the annotation of a GenBank genome assembly. Lineage: Eukaryota; Viridiplantae; Streptophyta; Magnoliopsida; Solanales; Convolvulaceae.
GAAAAAUUUGAUAUUGGGCUUGAUGAUGUUGAAGAUGAAGAGCAAUAUGAAAAGCUAAGUGAAAAGAGAAAAAAGACUUUGAUGAAAUCUUUGAAAAAGAAGUACAAAAGUUAUAGAGGAAGACUAAAAAGUAAUUAUUACGAUACUGAAGACACAGAUGUGGAACGGUUAAAGGAUGAAAAUAAACCACCGUGUGUUAACAAAAAAGAAUGGAAGUGGCUUGUGGAGUAUUUUGGAUCUCCAAAGUUUCAGGAGAUGAGUAAACGAAAUAGUAAGAACCGCUCAUGCCAAACUGCUGGACACACCGCUGGCACAAAGAGUUUUGCUCAAGUUAUUCAUGAAGUGUGUGAAAAAGAGCAAGUCAUGCCGAACAUAUUGGAAGCAUACGAGAUAACCCAUACCAAAAUUGAUAAGACGCCAGUGAAUGAUGUUGCGAAGCAAAAUAUUUAAAAAAUGAAGGAGCUUUUAGAGCAACGUGCAGCAGGGAAAAAUAAUUUGACGGAUGAAGAAAUUUAUGAAAAAGUUAAACCCAGAGGAAAAUGCCAACGUGAUCGUCGAAUGGGAGUAAGUCCUUCCAUUACAUCAAUGUAUGGGUCAUUCAGUGAAGGAGAACAAUUGCGUAAAGAAGCAGAAGAAGCAAAGAAAGAAGCUAAUGAGGCUAAGAAAGAAGCAUAUGAGGCCAAUGAGAAAAACAAAGUGCUCACCAAAGAAGUGAAGCGUUUCAAAGGCGAGAUGAAAAAUAUGAAAGGUUGUAUGGAAAAAUUGUUGGACAUCAUGGGUUAUGAUAUCUCAGAUUUAAUAACGAAUGAGGUUGACGAGGAGAAUGACGAAGUGUCAUCGGAUGGAGAAGAUCAGUGAAUUAUUUGAAAUGAUUUUGUCCUUAGCUUGUAGUUAUAUUUGACUUCACUUUUGAUUAGUAGGCAAUACAUUUCUUUAGCUAUGUAUUAAUAAAUUGAAUAUUAUUGACUUAUUAUAAAUUUUUGAAGUUAGUUAUUUACUUAUUUGUAAUAGUUGGA